Molecule: messenger RNA, 522 nt
Organism: Gossypium arboreum
Lineage: Eukaryota; Viridiplantae; Streptophyta; Magnoliopsida; Malvales; Malvaceae
Product: FACT complex subunit SSRP1-like
Exons: 3
Coding region: 74-412 (112 amino acids)
Source: RefSeq, a predicted model, not a curated record
GAGAUUCUUCAAAAUGAUGAUGAUGAUGCAGUUGAUCCACAUCUUGAACGCAUUAAGAACGAAGCUGGUGUGAAUGAAAGUGAUGAUGAGGAUGAGGACAUUGUUAUUGACAAGGACGACGAAGGUUCUCCAAACUGAUGAUUCUGGGGAGGAAGAAUCUGAUGCUAGUGAAAGUGGAAAUGAGAAAGAGAAACCUGCGAAAAAGGAUCAAAGGAAGGAAGCUGCUGUUGCUGCAGCUGCCUCUUUUUCUAAAGAAAGUAAGAAGAAAGGUAGAGAUGGACAAGAUGAUGGAAAGAAGAAGAAAAGGAAAAAGAAGGAUCCUAAUGCACCAAAGAGGGCAAUGACCGGCUUCUUCUAUUUUUCACAGGCAGAAAGGGAGGUGGGUCUUAUAUAUACACACACACAUUUAUAGUGAAGAAAUAGGGCAACCAAUGAACCGAAUCCCUUGAUUUGUAAUGCUCAUCUGCAUUAAAACACACUAUUUCGACUUACAUAUCUAUCUACAGUGAGUAAAUUUGGUAA